UACCAAUGGAACAAAACAGAUUGAAAUUAUACAAUAAUGCCUUAUGUAUACAAUAAUACCUUAUUACCAAAGGUGAUAAAACAAUGACACUAGAUUACAGCCUUCUUUUGUUUAAAAAAAGUUUUUAUACUUUUUAAUGUUUUCUUUUUACUCGCUACCUAAAAAUUACUAGGAGACGCUAAAGUAAUGAAAGUUUAGCACCUCUGAAGACUAUUCGAAGUGAACUUUACUGGAUUCACAUAGAUCCUGGAGCUCUGACAUCGUCUUGGGACCACAGUGGGAGAGCUGUCUGAGAAGGGAGUCAAGAAGAGCCACUGAGGCCAGAAAAAUAUAAAGGUGCCUCCACACUGGACCAUUUGGUGCUACAAGCUAAUAAAUUCCCUGCUUGGCUUCAACCGGUUUGGGUUUGGUUUUUGGUCACUGGCGACACAAAGGGUCCUCACCAGCACCCCAGUGAACACAACUUGAGCCAGCUCCGUUUUGAUGACCUCUGCCCUAAUCACCAUCUUCCCACCCGUAUUUUCAAUUCCGUGUAAGGCAAGUCAAUGUAGCAACAACUGUGAUAGAAUUCAGUAGACCUCGGCAGGGGAGGGGGAAAGACAGUUCCCAAUAUUUGUGUAUUUUAGCCUAAAGUUCGAUUUCGUGGUUUACGUCAUACUUCUCUUUUUUAUGUAUCUCUCUUAAGAGGAAAUUCAAUCAUCAGUGUUUAAGAAAUGCAAAUGUGGGGCAGUGAUGUAUCAACCCAGAGACGUUCUAUUAUACUAGAAAAUGUUUUUGAAGGGGGAAAAACAGGGAUUUUUAUUAUUAAAAGAUAAAAGUAAACUUGUUUUUUUAAGACACAAGGCAUUGGAAACAUUGGUUUCACAACAUGCCAUUAUUAGACAGCCUCUAUCUGAUUGUUGGAAAUUAUUCAUUUCCUCAAAGAGAGAGAAUAAAUUGGUUGGGGAUACAAUCUUGUACAAUGCACUUUCUUUGCCAAAGGCAUUCGCUGAACAUUUCAGAGCCACCAGAAUGCUUCUGCUUUUGACUUUCCUGGCCCUCGGAGCUGCCGACGUUGGUGCCAUUGCCUUAGAAAGUCCGUUGAAGAGACUGGUGGCAGAGACCUUGACCCUGCUCUCCACUCAUCGGACUCUGCUGAUAGGCGAAGGGAACCUGAUGAUUCCUACUCCGGGACAUACAAAUUACCAACUAUGCAUUAAAGAAGUCUUUCAGGGGGUAGACACAUUGAGGAAUCAAACUGCAGAAGGGGAUGCCGUGGAAAAACUCUUCCAGAACUUGUCUUCAAUAAAAGACUACAUAGAUGGCGAAAAAAAAAAGUGUGAAGGGGAACGCUUGAGAGUAAAGAAGUUCCUAGACUACCUGCAAGUAUUUCUUGGCGUGAUAAACACUGAGUGGACAAUGGAAAGUUGAGACUCAACUGGCUUGUUGUAGCGAUAAAGGAUGUUUUAUUGCCACGGGAAUGAGGGCCAAUCAAGGGCAGGGCCUUCCUCUUCAGUUUAAUUAAGCUUCUGAGGCAAAGUAGCAGUAUUUCAGGCAUACUGCUGCUUCACUACCUCAUCUGGGCAGAAAGCAUCAAAACAAAAUGUUCUAGGUAUAUUCCAGAUACAGGAAUCAGGGAAGUAUUUUCCUCCAGUUCGCUCCAAACCAAAUGGAUGUAUACUUUUUAUCUUAUUUAAUGCAGAAUUCUGUAAAAUGUCUGUUAACUUAAUAUUAUUUAUGAAAUGGUUAAGAAUUUGGAAAAUGACUAUUUAUUUCAUGUCAAGCUAUGUUCCAAUAAAACAAAAAUAGACAACUCUGGUUCAA
Messenger RNA from Myotis davidii, 1803 nucleotides. It is a transcript of the gene IL5, whose product is annotated as interleukin 5. Lineage: Eukaryota; Metazoa; Chordata; Mammalia; Chiroptera; Vespertilionidae. The transcript has 5 exons. Gene Ontology annotation, molecular function: interleukin-5 receptor binding; growth factor activity. The record is from RefSeq and is a predicted model, not a curated record. Bases 769 to 1410 code for a protein of 213 amino acids. Gene Ontology annotation, biological process: immune response. Gene Ontology annotation, cellular component: extracellular region.